UCCUCCUCUUCUGUUCCACUCACAUGUGUGCAGCCUCGUUGGCAGGAGACUUGCAAGGAGAGGGAAACUCUCCAAUUACACCUUUUUUUUUUUUUUUUGGGUGAAAAUAAUAUUAAUAAUAAUAAUAGCCUGUCACGUUCAUGCAAGCGGUGACUGUUAACCGGAAGGAAGUGCUUUCACUUUGGGCUUGUUUGGCUGCAGAAUAUAACUUAACAUUUUUAUUUUUUAUCUAUUUAUUUUUUUAAUCACUUUUUGUCGAGGAGGUGCAGGAGCAACAAUUUUAUGGGGAGGAAAAAAAUUAUACAUUUUUGAGACUACAACUUCCUAUUGAGAAGAAUGAAUUUGGGAUAAAAUCACUUUUUUUUUGUUGUUUUUUUUGGGGGGGAGAUUUUUAACUUCAAUAAAAAGGAGGAGAAAGAGAAAGAAAAGAAAAAAAGCCUGGACAUUAUUUUUAUUUUUUUAAUUAGAUUUUUUUUUCUCUGAUGGACAUCUUGGCUUAUAGAUCGGAAGAGAACAGUUACAAUAUCCUCCCAUCGGCGGCAACCAUGCUCUUCCACGGCCUGCCCGGAGGGGACGUGCACGGCGUGAUGGAGGAGGUGGACCGGAGGGGGAAGAGCGAGUCGGCGGCCAUCAGCUCCGCGAUCGACAUGGGGGACACGGAGACGGCCGUGCCUUGCAUGACCACGGAGCGGGUGGCCCUGUGCGCCGGCUGCGGCAGGAAGAUCUCGGACAGGUACUACCUGCUGGCCGUGGACAAGCAAUGGCACAUGCGCUGUUUGAAGUGCUGCGAGUGCAAACUCAACCUGGAGUCCGAGCUCACCUGCUUCAGCAAGGACGGAAGUAUUUACUGCAAGGAGGACUACUACAGAAGAUUUUCGGUGCAGAGAUGCGCUCGGUGCCACUUGGGCAUCUCGGCCUCUGAGAUGGUGAUGCGGGCCCGGGACCUGGUCUACCACCUGAACUGCUUCACCUGCUCCACCUGCAGCAAGAUGCUGACCACCGGGGACCACUUUGGCAUGAAGGACAGUCUGGUGUACUGCCGGCUGCACUUUGAGACUCUCGUCCAGGGGGACUACCAGGCGCACUUUAACCACACGGACGUGCCGGCCCCGCACAAAGGCUUGGGCCCGGCCAACACGCUCGGACUAUCCUACUUUAACGGCGUGGGGACGGUACAGAAAGGCCGGCCCAGGAAGCGGAAAAGCCCCGGGCCCGGGUCGGAGCUGGCGGCUUACAACGCAGCGCUGAGCUGCAACGAGAAUGACAGCGAGUCCAUGGACCGGGACUCGCAGUACAGCUCCAGUCAGAAGACCAAGCGCAUGCGUACGUCCUUCAAGCACCACCAGCUCAGGACCAUGAAGUCCUACUUUGCAAUCAACCACAACCCAGACGCCAAGGACCUCAAGCAGCUGGCCCAGAAGACCGGGCUCACCAAGCGGGUCUUACAGGUGUGGUUCCAGAAUGCUCGGGCCAAAUUCCGAAGGAAUCUUCUGCGACAAGAAAGCACGGGUGCAGACAAGACGUCCGACGGCUCCACGCUACAGGGCGGGACGCCAUCCGGCCCCGCCUCCGAGCUCUCCAACGCCUCCAUGAGCCCCUCCAGCACGCCCACCACCCUGACAGACUUGACCAACCCCAGCAUGCCCACGGUCACCUCUGUGCUCAGCUCGGUGGCGGGCAGCCUGGACGUCCACGAGUGCCGCAGCCCGUCACAGACCACACUGACCAGCCUUUUCUGACCCACCCGAUGAGCGCCUGUCCGCCACACCUGCUGAGUUCGCUCCUCCCCGCGUGAACGUGCGCGUCUUGUUCGCUCGAGGACCGUUGGCCCCACGCAAAGGAACUCUCCUCAUUGUUUAAGUGUCGUCAUCUUGUUGAGAACCGAGCAGACUCGACUUGCAUUUUUCAAUGUUUACAGAAAGAGACUACAAUAAAAUAAGAUUACUCUUUUGGAAUUGUUUUUUCCAGCACAGUAUUUAUGUUGUUGUACAAGAGUUGUUGUUAGAUGGAUUGUAACUUUUUUCUUUGGGGAAAUCUGAGA
This is a messenger RNA of Nerophis ophidion (straightnose pipefish), 2041 nucleotides long. RefSeq names its product LIM homeobox 2b (gene lhx2b). The transcript has 5 exons. The record is from RefSeq and is a predicted model, not a curated record. Lineage: Eukaryota; Metazoa; Chordata; Actinopteri; Syngnathiformes; Syngnathidae. Gene Ontology annotation, molecular function: RNA polymerase II transcription regulatory region sequence-specific DNA binding; DNA-binding transcription factor activity, RNA polymerase II-specific. The coding region runs from base 483 to 1739 and encodes 418 amino acids. Gene Ontology annotation, cellular component: nucleus. Gene Ontology annotation, biological process: regulation of transcription by RNA polymerase II; neuron differentiation.